Molecule: messenger RNA, 1298 nt
Organism: Coffea arabica (coffee)
Lineage: Eukaryota; Viridiplantae; Streptophyta; Magnoliopsida; Gentianales; Rubiaceae
Source: RefSeq, a predicted model, not a curated record
ACAUAUCUGUUUCCAAAGCUAUUGCAUGGCUUUAAUUUCCUCUCCAGCUAUUUUAGCUCUAAAGCUGCCAUACCGGAAAAGCAGGCCUCGUCCAUCUCUGCUGGUGAGAUCCCACAGACAUGAAGAUGAAGCAGGGAGAUCAAGCCAUGGCAUGGUGGAUGCAAAUCUGUGGAUUCUGAUGAACAGGAUUGCAGAGGUUAAGAUGAAGGAGAGACUGGAAAGAUGUUAUCAGACUGACAAGUUUGGAUGGAAUUAUGCGCAAGGAGUACCUGCAUGCAACAAGUCCAAAAGACCACCAGAGCCUUUCCAGUAUGUUGAGCUUGCAAGCACCGUUGGCGGCACGUUUGGUCUCACAAUCCUCAGUGGAACUCUUGGUCUUUGUCUUGCUUCCAUUUUAGUUCAUCUGAAUCAAUUGUGAUUUAUGAACCCCUGACUGGCACAUCCUCGGAGAAGAAGAUUACAGUUGAAUUUGUUUAUUCAUUCAUUCCUUUAUUUAUUGUUGGUCUACUGAAUUCUCCAUGAUGUGUUGUUGUGAAGUUCCUGAGGCACCGUGACUUAGUUCUUGAAUCUGUAGAUUCUUUACUUUCAAUUAUUGGUCAAGUUAUAUUAAGGAUCCGAAAGAAUCCCAGCAGUCCUAGUAGCAAGGAUAAGGUGUACUGGCCAGCCAGCGCUCCGAUGAAGUUUACGGUUCAAUCAGCGAUGUCAGAACUCAGGACAGCUGGAAGCACAGUUCCUGGUUUUAAGCUGGUGCGGGGGUGAGGGUGCUGUGCCGAGACAUUCCUUUAUUGUUUGGAUAUUGUGUAAUAGGAAAUUGCCUGCCUAAGGACAGAUUAAAAGGUUGGAGAGUGCACUUAGAAUAGAGUCUGAUAAGUGUGCUUUAUGUAAUGGUGCUGAUGAAUCCAUGGCACAUGUUUUCUUUGAUUGUCCAAUAUCUAGCAUGGUUUGGCAGAAGAUGCAGUUGUUAUGUUCAAUUGUUAAUGGCAGGUUGUCUUGGGAUGCAGAUUUGAGAUGUCUUUACGAGCACUGGCAUCCAAUUCUUUUUGGUUUUUUUCUGCUGUGUUGUAUCAGUUAUGGAGGACUAGAAAUCAGGUCAUUUUCCAUCAGCAGCAGCAGCAGCAUGUCUCUGCUGUUCUUGAUUCUGUUAGACAUGUUGCUGCGGGGCAGGGGAAGCUCCUUUGAUCAAGACCAGCUCCCUUGGCUUACCUCAUGCGUGUUCAUCCUUCCUUGCGCAGGAGUCAUGCUAUUCUCUGUAUCGUUCCAAUUUCAUCGGAUGUCCCAUGACUGAGUUGUUUACUGAA